AUGGUCUCCGCGGUCGUUUUCGGGUACCACAACGUAGGCGUGAGGUGUCUAUCGGUUCUCCUUGCACAGAAGAUCGAGGUAAAGCUGGUGGUUACUCAUUCAGAUGAUGAGGACGAGAAUAUCUGGUUCGACAGUGUAUCGAACCUUGCGAGCCUACAUGGAAUCCCCGUGGUUACCCCCGACAGUCCAAAUACAGAAGAUAUGAUUAUGCGUCUACGAUCGCUGAACCCCGAUUUUAUUUUCUCUUUCUACUACCGCCAGAUUCUGAGCGUGCCGGUACUGGAGACCGCGCGUCGUGGAUGUUACAAUAUGCAUGGCUCCCUGUUGCCUCACUAUCGUGGACGAGCCCCUGUCAACUGGGCUCUCGUGCACGGUGAAUCCCAGACGGGCGCCACCCUCCACGAAAUGGUGAGAACGCCCGACGCAGGCGAUAUUGUGGGGGAUAUGGCGGUGCCUAUCCUGCCCAAUGAUACGGCCUCGGACGUUUUUUCCAAGGUCUUAGUCGCGGCAGAGUUGGUUCUCUGCCGAACCCUACCUGAGAUAGUGAGUGGGACGGUGGUUGCGAGAAAGAUGGAUCUCAGAUCCGGGUCCUACUUUGGCGGACGCAAACCACAGGACGGAUUGAUCGAUUGGAAAACGAUGGGGGCACAACAAAUUCACAAUCUUGUACGAGCUGUGACACAUCCGUAUCCUGGGGCGUUCAUGGACACGGAGAGAGGACGAAUAAUCAUUUGGCGCACAUUGGUGGUAGUGGAUAGCCCUAACUCUACCGCUCAGCCUAGUCUGCGGCAGGAAAGAGGUCGCUUGCUCGCAACAGCUUGCGAUGGAGGGGUCCUGCGCAUUGUCCACGCAGAAUUGGAGGGUCGAGUGUUGGACCAGGGGACUUUUAUGAGGAUUUUCGGCUCUUCAUACCCACUUCCUUAA
Molecule: messenger RNA, 924 nt
Organism: Aspergillus pseudotamarii
Lineage: Eukaryota; Fungi; Ascomycota; Eurotiomycetes; Eurotiales; Aspergillaceae
Product: formyl transferase
Exons: 1
Coding region: 1-924 (307 amino acids)
Biological process (GO): conversion of methionyl-tRNA to N-formyl-methionyl-tRNA; biosynthetic process
Cellular component (GO): cytosol
Molecular function (GO): methionyl-tRNA formyltransferase activity
Source: RefSeq, a predicted model, not a curated record